GUGGGGCCAGGCGGGGCGGGGUGCGGACGCUUGUACCUCCUGGGCACCCACGGUCACAUGUGUGACCGAAACUGGCAAGUGGGGAUACCUCUGAGGCUCCGAAAAGGUAUCCUGGAACACUGAUGGCAAACUUCAAGGGCCAUGCGCUCCCAGGGAGCUUCUUUCUAAUAUUUGGACUGUGGUGGUCAGUGAAGUACCCACUGAAGUACUUUCACCAAAAGGGCUUGAAGAAGAACAGACUGAGCUAUCAGCAACAGCGUAUUGAGAUCAUUGAAGGUGCAAUGAAGACUUUGUUUGCAAUCAUUGGCAUCCUGGCAGAGCAGUUUGUUCCAGAUGGACCUCACCUGCACCUCUACAAUGAAAAUGAAUGGACGAAGCUGAUGAACUGGCAGCAUAGUACUAUGUACCUCUUCUUUGGUGUCUCAGGAAUCAUCGACAUGCUCACCUACCUUUACUCCAAUAUCGUGCCCCUGGGGUUAGACAGAGUGGUUUUGGCUAUGGCCGUAUUCAUUGAAGGUUUUCUCUUCUAUUUCCACGUUCACCACCGACCUCCACUGGACCAGCACAUCCACUCACUGCUGCUGUUCGGUUUGUUUGGAGCGACUAUCAGUAUCUCUCUGGAGGUUAUCUUUCGGGAUAAUAUUGUGCUGGAGCUUUUCCGAACCACUCUCCUUAUUUUGCAGGGAACCUGGUUCUGGCAGAUUGGAUUUGUCCUGUACCCGCCAUUUGGAACGCCAGAAUGGGACCAGCAGGACAUGGGCAACAUCAUGUUCAUCACUAUGUGCUUCUGCUGGCACUAUUUUGUCGCUAUUUGCAUCACGGCCGUCAACUACUCCCUUGUUUAUUGCUUUCUGACUCGGGUGAAGAGACAUGCAGAAGGAGAAAUCAUUGGGAUUCAGAAGCUACAGUCUGAUCACACUUACCAGUCAACCCUUUUGAGUGGCUCGGAUGAGGAGUGACAUCAGGCCUGGCAGAGUGGAGACCUCACAUCCUUUUAAACAAUAGCUAGAAAAGAUGCAGCUUGUCCCCUGUACUCUAAGGCUUGCCUUAUGCACUCCUAGGGCUCCAUAUACUGCAUCCAUCAUCUAAUACAGAGUCAGAGGCUCAAAUACAGGAAAUAAGACCUUGA
Molecule: messenger RNA, 1129 nt
Organism: Arvicanthis niloticus (Nile rat)
Lineage: Eukaryota; Metazoa; Chordata; Mammalia; Rodentia; Muridae
Source: RefSeq, a predicted model, not a curated record